Oryza brachyantha (malo sina) is the source of this 1448-nucleotide messenger RNA. RefSeq names its product mRNA cap guanine-N7 methyltransferase 1. NCBI's taxonomy places the organism in Eukaryota, Viridiplantae, Streptophyta, Magnoliopsida, Poales, Poaceae. Gene Ontology annotation, cellular component: nucleus. Gene Ontology annotation, biological process: 7-methylguanosine mRNA capping. The record is from RefSeq and is a predicted model, not a curated record. The transcript has 13 exons. The coding region runs from base 113 to 1234 and encodes 373 amino acids. Gene Ontology annotation, molecular function: mRNA 5'-cap (guanine-N7-)-methyltransferase activity.
CCUUCCGAGGCACAGAUACAGCGGCACGGCGCCGAGCGAGCCGAAUCAAAUCGAAACCCUCCUCCCGAUUCCGGCGGCAUCCCAUCCCUUCCCGGCGGCGAUCACCGGCGGCAUGAACAAGCGUCCCCGCGACGACCCCUCCUCCUCCUUCGCCUCCGCCCCCAAGCGCCAAUUCGGCGCAGGCGGCGGCGGCGGGGCAGGAGGGUAUGGCGGGCAGGGGUACUCGGAGGAGCGGAGCAGCGCGCGGCGGGUGGCGGACCACUACAGCGCGCGGUCGAACCAGACGCUCGAGGAGCGCGAGAACAGCCCCAUUAUCCACCUCAAGAAGCUCAAUAACUGGAUAAAGAGUGUUUUGAUCCAGCUGUACGCCCAUCCGGGGGACUGCGUUCUUGAUCUGGCUUGCGGGAAGGGAGGUGACUUGAUAAAGUGGGACAAAGCCAAGGUUGGAUAUUACGUAGGAGUUGAUAUCGCCGAAGGCUCGAUAAAAGACUGCAUGACUCGCUAUAAUGGUGACACGGAUCAACAGCGAAGGAAGAAGUUCAGUUUUCCUGCACGGCUUAUUUGUGCUGAUUGUUAUGAGGCUCGUUUGGAUGAGCAUUUAUGUGAGGAUGCUCCAUUUGACAUAUGUAGCUGCCAGUUUGCGUUACAUUACUCAUGGUCUACCGAGGCACGGGCAAGACAAGCCCUCGCUAAUGUAUCUGCUUUGCUUCGUCCUGGAGGCAUUUUCAUCGGGACAAUGCCUGAUGCUAAUGUCAUCAUCAAAAGGCUUCGAGAAACUGAUGGAAUGGAAUUUGGGAACAGUGUUUACUGGAUUAGUUUUGGUGAAGAGUAUGCCGAAAAGAAAUUUCCUGCAUCCAGACCUUUCGGUAUCAAGUACAAGUUUCACUUAGAGGAUGCUGUUGAUUGCCCAGAAUGGGUUGUUCCAUUCCAUCUCUUCAAACUACUGGCAGAGGAGUAUGACCUAGAGUUGGUUCUAAUGAAAAAUUUCCACGAAUUUGUACACGAGUACUUGCAAAAGCCAGAGUUUGCCGAACUCAUGCGGAGGCUAGGUGCUCUCGGUGAUGGAAGGCAGGACCAAAGUACACUGUCCCGGGAUGAAUGGGAGGUAGCCUAUCUCUACCUUGCAUUCGUUUUGCGCAAGCGGGGCCAACCGCCCACCCAGCGGAGGGCCAACAAUGCAAACAGAGGAAAGAUGUUCCUCACAGAGAGCGACAUCGAUGUCCUUGGGGUAUAAAAGCAGAACUGUUACUCUAGAGCUCACUAACAACUUAACGAUUCAGUGCUUCAUACAGCAUAAAAAAGAAGAAGAAAAGUUGUAUCUUUAGUAGCUCACCAGUUGUUCCUCCUCCAAGCUGCACUUGUUGUAUACUACAUGUAUAAACCUUACAAGGGACUUGACAUGCAAUUUUGCAGAAAUGAAUGAAUAAUAGGUACUCGUGAUAAUCCUU